Molecule: messenger RNA, 1912 nt
Organism: Lates calcarifer (barramundi perch)
Lineage: Eukaryota; Metazoa; Chordata; Actinopteri; Centropomidae
Product: interferon-induced protein 44
Exons: 8
Coding region: 26-895 (289 amino acids)
Source: RefSeq, a predicted model, not a curated record
CUUCCAUUAGAACAACAGCAGAGCCAUGGGAACAGAGAAUUCCAAACAUGCUCCUCCCCCUUCACCUGCUCCAUUGUUCGAUAGACCAUGGAGGACAAUUGAGUGGGGCACUGGCAAAACUGCCAAUCUGUUGUACUUGAAGACCUACAAACCUCAGGCUGAGGGUCGGCAGCUCAGGAUUCUCCUUCAUGGUCCGGCCGGAGCUGGAAAGUCCAGUUUCAUCAACUCUGUCAGCAGUGCCUUAAAAGGGAGAAUAUGCACACUGGCUUUGGUGGACAACACCUCUCACGACUCUUUCACCACAACAUAUUUAACCUACAACAUCCAAAAAGACAAACCAGGGACCUUUUACCCUUUUGUCUUCAACGACAUCAGGGGCCUGGAUCCACAGAGAGGCGUCCUAGUGGAUGACAUCGAACUGGCUUUGAUGGGACAUGUGAAGGAAGGCUACAUGUUCAAUCCUGGAUGUAAAUUGUCAGAAGGCAACGAGUUCUACAACAAAUCUCCAACUGAUAACGACAAAGUGCACGUUCUGGUUUGUGUGGUUCCUGCUAACAAAUUAUCUUCAAUGAACGACAAAACUGUGUGGGAAAUUCGGGACGUCAGAUUGAAAGCCAGUCGCCUGGGGAUUCCUCAAGUGGCCAUUCUCACAAACGUUGAUCAGGCCUGUUCAGAGACAAAGAAAGAUUUAAAGAAUGUCUACAGGAGCAGGUACAUUAAGGAGAAGAUGGAGCAGUUCAGUGCAAAUGUGGGUAUUCCCAUGAACUGCAUCUUUCCUGUCAAGAACUACCAUGAAGAAAUCAAGCUAAAUGAUGAUACUGAUGCUCUCAUCCUGAGCGUCCUGAGACACAUCAUCAACUACGGAGAUGACUUCAUCAACUGGAAAGCUGAAUAAUGUGGAGCCAGAUUCAUACUUGUUUGAUUUUGCCAAGAAAUUAAUUCACAUAUCCUCAUUUAAUGAAAAUCCUAAUAACAAAUAAAUAAAAUAAAUUCUAUUCUACUCUUAUGUAUUUAUCUGUGGUUAAAGUGUCCCAUAUACAGAUGUUCUUCAAUUGGCACAAAUUUUUGGUAUAGACUUUCAGUGAUGUUUCUGUCAUUAUGUGUUUUAACUGUCUGAACAUUACCUUACAAGCUAACAGCUGGCUUUGGCCACACAAAGUAUAGCAUUAAGUUUGCAUGUUGACGGCUGAUACUUUCUUUGUCAGUGUAAUCAAACUACAUUAUUCAAAUAUGUUAGAAGUUCCUAGGUACUUGGAGACCAGAUCCUCCCAGUCCAGCUGAAGUGUGUCUGAGAAAACAGCCCAGGCAAACUGGCUGUACACUUCAGAUGCACAGGUUCAACCAGCAGGGGGUUCCACCCACCCAGCUUAUAAAAAGGUUUUAGUUGAUUUAAACAUGUACAUUGAAUGAAGAUUAGACCACUUUUCAUAAAUAUAAUUGUUUGUAUUGUCUUGACUUGGUUCUGCUCAAUGAUUAAAGUCAGCCCUGUAGCCUUUCAACCGGUAAGUCCACCUAUUAGCCAUCUUGCUGUUUUUUGUUGGUUGUUGCCAUCUGUUGGACCAGUGGAGCUACUAUUGAUUACACACCUUUUUUUACUCCCAUUUAUUUGUAUUACAUGUAGGAUCAGGAGGAGCCUGUGUUGAAUUAGUGUGUAUCACUGCUGGGAUGAUGCAUGUUAGGAAAGAAAAUAUAGAAUAGACUCGUUUUGCAGUUAAUUCUAUACUGUUUUACUUCAUAUUAUCGAUAUUAAAAUGCUUAAAAGUAAAAAAUGAAUGCAUUUAUUUAUUCAAAAUAUUAAAUGAUUAUAAUGUAUUACAUUUGCACCGUUUAUUGACUGAAUGCCAGAGUAUUCAUACAACAGCUGUGCUAAAAACUGGUUAGAAAAGUUACAAAUGCUGCAGAAUAAUAAGAA